AUGACUCUUAAGGGGUCCAAAUCCCAAGCGGCGGAGUUGGCUCCGGCCAUGCCUCAAAAGCGGCCUGGCAGCGCCGAAAGCCCCAUCUCGACCAAGGUCAAGCUGCCCAAGUUUGAACGCGACACGGAAGACUUCUCGAGCGUCGUCAAAUCCAAGUUACAAGCCUACACGCGCACAGGGCAGGCAUGCGACCGAUGCAAGGUCCGCAAAAUUCGAUGCGAUGCCUUACCUCAAGGAUGCUCCCAUUGCGCCAACCAGAACCUGGAGUGCUUCGUCACGGACAGAGUCACGGGUCGCACAGAACGACGUGGCUAUAUACAGGACCUGGAACGCGAGAAGACCGAUAUGUUGAAUCACAUCCGCGCGUUGGAGAAAGUGCUCGAGAAUAAUGGCAUCGAAGUCAUACCGUGGAAAUGGGGCCCGCGAGACGGAAAUUACCCACCUGGCGUCACAUUUGAUUCCAUGGGACAUCCAACUGUGCCACCGGCUGAGCCUGGCAAGAGCCAGUGGUCGCGUGUCGAAACGGUUUGGACUCGCAAGAGCCUCGAAACCAAACCCAACAGUAUUCCCUCGUUGCACCAGAUGCCCCAGCCCACGGCAUCAUCCAAGACAUUGGAAUCGAGGAUCUACGAUAGCCAUCUGGUUGGCGGCUCUGAAUCUGCGCCUUUGAGCUCAAUCAAGGGAACGAAGCUGUCGAUCCUUGGCACGACUGUUGAUGUGACAUCCUUUCUGGCACCCGAUAUGGACGACUUACCUACACCUGGCGCGCCAUUAUACAACCGAUCCGUCCAGGCCUUUAUACAAUCAGCUUACAGGUUGAACCCGCCGUUGCCCGCGGAACUACCACCUCGGAGUGAGGCGUUUGAGUACGCUGAGUGGUAUUUCAUCAUCUGCCACCCUUUCAGCCCAAUUCUUCACAAGCCGUCGUUUAUGGCCCUUCUUACACGCAUAUAUGACGAUCCGGCCUUCGUGGCGACCGCGGCGGAGCUAGUCGUUGUGCACAUGGUCUUCGCUACCAUAUAUUUUCAGUACGGUGUGCGAAAUCCUCAGAACUUGGAGAGACACAGGCAGCUUGAUGGACUGGCAAGCCAGCACUAUCACUACAGCCUAAGCAGGUUCUGCGAUCUGGAGGCUGAUCGGACCAUCACGUCCGUACAGGCUCUCCUUUUGUUGGGCCUUCAUAUGCGUGGGUUUUCGAAGCCCGGUGGUGCCUACCUGGUUAGUUACUCGGCUUUUGCAAAGGCCAUCGAGCUGGGUCUGAACAAGGCAGCGCCUGGUGUACUCGAUGGAAGUGUGCUCAAUCUCGAAACGGAGCUUCGCAGUCGGGCUUGGUGGUCAGUCCUUGUCCUAACCACUGCGCUGAAUGGCCACCUGGGGAGGCCAAUGGUCGUCACUAUGCAAGACUUUGACGUACCCUUCCCGACACCCAUUCCGGAUGAGUGUCUUACUGCAGACGGAAUCACGGACCGAUCCCGAAUAGGCGAGUGUACCUACUGGGUUGGUUUGGCGAUAUACCGGAUCACACCAGCGUACAUGGACCUUUACGCGAAUAUUUACAGCGUGCGGCGGGAUCCGCAACGUCAUGCAGAGGUUGUUGCACGAAUUGAAGAGCAGGCUGCUAAAUGGAAAGAGGAACUGCCUGCCGAGCUGCGUGGUGACAAUGAGGAACAGGUUAGCCAAACCGGGAAAGCGAAGCUGUUCGCCCUCAUCGCCCGUGGGGUUUAUAUUGAAUUACGGCUCAUGCUGAGGCAUCCAUCUGCGUGCCCCUUGGUAGAUCCAGAAUACCAGGCUGAGAAUACGCGAUUGAGCGAGGAGAUGUCUAGGGAACUUCUUGACCAUGUCACAACUGUUCUUAAGCUUAGGUCUGGGGACACGACGUGGUAUCAAAUAUCCACCUACGUUGCGGCUGUCUCCUGCACUCUGGCUGCCAAUUGGGAGAGGAGAUUUAGCAUCACCCAAGAAGAGGUUGCGAGAUUAAGGCGGGAGAUGAACAGGUGGCUUGGCAUCAUCGAAGAGACCGGAAAAUCCCUCGGGUCCCAGGUCGGUGUUUGCGCCGACAUCAGUCGAAUCAUCAAUCACACCAUUGCCGGGAUAGAAGCGGUUCGCAGGGGAGCGUCGCACUCGGCAAGAUCUCCCGUAAAGACUUUGUUGUCUGACGAACAGACUCGGGAGCAGCGCAAGCCAUCGCCGGAAUGGCCUCGUGUGCCCAAAAGCCAGUCAACUCCGGCCGUCACAACCUUUGAAGAUCAUAGCAUUCCUGUAACAAGCGGGAGUUCGGUGCCACCGACCUCCCUUGGCUUUGAUCCCAACAUCAACACGUCAACGAGCACACAGCUCCCAAAUCUACUGUUACAAAUACCGCUAGAGCACAUCCCCACCACGCACACGGUUCAUGCGGCACUAUUCCGUGAUGUCUCCAACGCUGCCCACCUGCAUUCGCAGCUUCUAGCCCGCAACCCGGCUUUUGAGUACGCGCUCAUCGACGCGUCGGCCGUUGCGAGCACUGCGCAGGUGCUGGCAGCUGUGUUCAGGGCAUUGACGGCGCUUCUUGGUGGUGGCCUACGCACGCCAAAUGUGCACUCCGAGACGGUGUUCUGUCUUAGCCCCUCAAACAACAUCACGGAAGCCUACAGGAGAUUCGGCAUCUCACCUACUACCAAGGAUGUCAUCGUCCUCAAGAUCCUCUUUCCGGCCGAGGACGCAAAAGAUGUUGCCCCUUCGCCAGAAGAUGUUUGGACGCACCUGUGUGCCAACAUUCAAGGCACUGCGCUGCCGUUCACAGACGAAAGCAUCAGCCCCCUGACGGAUUGGGCCAAGGUGCGGAAGUACUACAAGCUCAAUGCUGCUCCUGCACUGGCCGGCCUCAAGGACGAGGACACCAAGAGGAAGGAGUCUGAAAUGUUGAUCCUAGGAGCCAUGGCUCUGCGGGGAGUCUGA
Messenger RNA from Pyricularia pennisetigena, 2937 nucleotides. RefSeq lists its product as uncharacterized. The transcript is spliced from 7 exons. Gene Ontology annotation, molecular function: DNA binding; DNA-binding transcription factor activity, RNA polymerase II-specific; zinc ion binding. Gene Ontology annotation, biological process: regulation of DNA-templated transcription; DNA-templated transcription. The coding region runs from base 1 to 2937 and encodes 978 amino acids. Lineage: Eukaryota; Fungi; Ascomycota; Sordariomycetes; Magnaporthales; Pyriculariaceae. The record is from RefSeq and is a predicted model, not a curated record.